UUUCCACAUUGCAACUAAAAGCUUUCCAGCUUUCUUCAAGUCAACACACCUGACGAGUGACUACCUCGAAAAACAAAAGCAAAAACUUUCUUUUUCGUGUUUUGAAAAUAUUGACAGUUAAUUUGGCGGGAAAUGGAAUAAUUUUGCGUUUCGAAAUACGAAUGAAUAGUGCGGUGAUUUGGGAAGACAUUUCGUCAUUUAAACUGUGGAACAACGUGGCUUCCUGUAUGGAGAAAUGGUUCGGUGAUAAAAAGCUGUGGUUGUUUGGCAACAACUUGCCUCUUUUACCCAGAAGAUCGCGCGCCAGCAGCCGCGCGAUGGAGAGGUACGAGAAGCUGGCGAAACUGGGCGAAGGCUCGUACGGCCUCGUGUACAAGUGCCGGAAUAGGGACACGGGCGAGAUCGUCGCGAUAAAGAAGUUCGUGGAGAACGAAGAUGAUCCUCUCAUCCGGAAGAUUGCUCUGCGGGAGAUACGGAUGCUGAAGAAUUUGAAGCAUCCGAACCUUGUGAACCUGAUAGAGGUGUUCCGGAGGAAGCGCAAGCUGCACCUGGUGUUCGAGUACUGCGAUCACACGGUGCUACACGAGCUGGAGAAAUACCCUUCUGGCUGUCCCGAGCUGCUGUCGAAGCAGAUAAUAUGGCAGACGCUGCAGGGCGUGGCGUACUGCCACCGCCACAACUGCAUCCACCGCGACGUCAAGCCGGAGAACAUCCUGCUGACCGGCGACGGCGUCGUCAAACUCUGCGACUUCGGCUUCGCGAGGAUGAUCAGUCCAGGUCCCGGGGAGAGCUACACGGACUACGUGGCAACGCGCUGGUACCGCGCGCCCGAGCUGCUCGUCGGCGACACCAUGUACAGCACACCCGUCGACGUGUGGGCCAUCGGGUGCGUCUUUGCUGAGCUACUGUCAAGCGAGGCCCUCUGGCCCGGUAAAAGUGACCUCGACCAGUUGUACCUCAUUAGGAAGACGCUAGGAGACCUACUGCCCAGGCACAUGACUAUCUUCUCACAGAAUACCUUUUUCCAGGGAAUGUCCCUACCAGAACCUACCACACUCGAGCCCCUGGAGAAAAAGAUACCGCAACGAUACGCGAACAACGAAUUAGUGUUAGACUUUUUGAAGAAAUGUCUAGACAAGGACCCCAACAUGCGGUGGACGUGUGAACAGCUUCUACGACAUCCGAUAUUCGAAAAUUUCCUCUUCAACGUAACACUGACGGAUCAUGAUGAAUACGAGAAGAGUAGGAGGGCACAGAUGCAGUCUUCAUCCCUAUUGCCUCAGCUGAUUGUGAACGAGCGGUCCCAGCCGAAGAAGAAGUCCGAGCUGGACUCGCGAGGACAUCUACCGACCAUAUGACUACCACCGCCCGCGAAGCAGCGGACCAUCAACAUAAUAUAAAUAUUAAAUUGUUGUUCAGUUAAA
Messenger RNA from Aricia agestis (brown argus), 1424 nucleotides. RefSeq names its product cyclin-dependent kinase-like 1. Gene Ontology annotation, molecular function: ATP binding; cyclin-dependent protein serine/threonine kinase activity. Gene Ontology annotation, cellular component: nucleus. Gene Ontology annotation, biological process: protein phosphorylation. Lineage: Eukaryota; Metazoa; Arthropoda; Insecta; Lepidoptera; Lycaenidae. The record is from RefSeq and is a predicted model, not a curated record. The coding region runs from base 162 to 1358 and encodes 398 amino acids. The transcript is spliced from 9 exons.